Molecule: messenger RNA, 562 nt
Organism: Diachasmimorpha longicaudata
Lineage: Eukaryota; Metazoa; Arthropoda; Insecta; Hymenoptera; Braconidae
Gene: MED9
Product: Mediator complex subunit 9
Exons: 4
Coding region: 54-407 (117 amino acids)
Biological process (GO): regulation of transcription by RNA polymerase II
Cellular component (GO): mediator complex
Molecular function (GO): transcription coregulator activity
Source: RefSeq, a predicted model, not a curated record
CCCUCGAGGAGCGUUGGAAAAUCAUUUUGGAUUCUCAUCCAGUGCCAGAAAGAAUGGAAGUCGUUGAAGUACCUGAGGAGUCUGCAGCAAGGACUCAGUUCACUGUCGAUGAUAUGGAUAUCGAAAUCUUACCUCUGAUUUACGAAAUCAUUCGGAGUGUGGAGAAGGAUCCGUACGACAACACUCAAAAGGCCAAAGAGUCACAGGACACUAGUCAUAAAAUCCUUGAACUGCAGAAGAAAUUGGAUUCUGCCAGGGCUCAAAUAAAACGUCUCCCAGGCAUAGAAUACAGCAAGGAAGAACAGCUACAGAAACUUGAGACCCUCCGAAAACAAUUGAGACUAAAACGAGAGCUUCUGCUGAAAUAUCGUAACAUGUGCACCUUCGAAGUGCCAAAGGUGUCUUAAUCUGCCAAAAUCAUUGAAAGACUACUUUUAUCAUAAAAAACCUACAAUUCCAGCACGAAGUAGGAAAGAAGAUCUCAAGAAACUAUUUAAGCAAAAUUGACUCAUCUAUCAAUCACUUAAAAUUGAUUGGUAAAAAUAGAGAUAAUCAAUUGAUC